AUGGCGACAAACGGCGAGUCUUCUGCUGCGACCCCGUCCGCGGGCGGCAGUAACAACUCUGGCCAGGACCGUAAGAAGCGCUUCGGGGGUUCUCGAUUCAGCAGCAACAACCAGCGCAACAAGGGCCGCGGCGGGAAGUCGUCGAAUGGCAAACGAGGCGAGAAGCCUGAGGGCACCAGCGACUGGCGAGAGUACAAGCGACGCAAGGUAGACUCCGCGGGCGAGGUCAUCGAGGCAAAGAACCCCUUCUCCAAGGACGAGAUCGCGGCCGAGGAGCGGCGGCCGAAGCGCAAGGUGGCCGUCAUGAUCGGCUACAGCGGCACGGGGUACAAGGGCAUGCAGGUCAACGGCGACGAGCCCACGAUCGAGAGGGACCUCUUCCAGGCGUUCAUCAAGGCCGGCGCCAUCUCCAAGGCCAACGCCGACGACCCGCGCAAGUCGAGUCUGGCCCGGUGCGCGCGCACGGACAAGGGCGUCCACGCCGCCGGCAACGUCAUCAGCCUGAAGCUCAUCAUCGAGGACGAGGACAUCGUGGACAAGAUCAACGAGGCGCUGCCGGCGCAGAUCCGCAUCUGGGGCAUCCAGCGCACCAACAACAGCUUCAACUGCUACCAGUACUGCGACUCGCGAUUCUACGAGUACCUGCUGCCCAGCUACUGCCUGCUGCCGCCGCACCCGCAGACCUUCCUGGGCCAGAAGCUCGUCGAGCUGAACAAGGAGUACGGCUACGAGGACGAGUGCAACGCCAGCAUGGCCGACGUCAAGGACUUUUGGGCAGAGGUGGAGGAGAACGACAUCAAGCCGAUCCUCGCCAAGCUGGACCCCGAGGUCCGUGCGGCCGUGUUGGAGCGCAUACACUCGAUGGACGACCCCGAAGCCGAGAAGGAGGAGGCGGCCAAGCAGGCCAAGAGCGACGAACCCGCCGCUCAGGAGGCCGAAGCUGCGACCACCGCGGACGGCGAGGCGAAGCCAGCCGCCGCAGAGAACCCCGUCAUCCUGACGAGCGCCAAGCCCAAGGGCCGCGAGCUCGGCCCCGUCGACUUUGCGCUGCGCGACAUCAAGGCGGCGUACAUCAACGCCAAGCGCAACUACCGCGUGACGCCCGCGCGGCGCGAGCGGCUGCAGGCGACGCUCGACAAGUACACGGGCACGCGCAACUUCCACAACUACACGGUGCAGAAGCCGUUUUCCGACCCGUCGGCGAAGCGGACCAUCAAGUCGUUCCGGGUGAACCCGACGCCCGUCAUCAUCAACAACACCGAAUGGCUGUCGCUCAAGGUGCACGGGCAGAGCUUCAUGAUGCACCAGAUCCGCAAGAUGGUCGGGCUGGCGAGCCUGGUGGUGCGCUGCGGUACGCCGGCGGGCCGCGUCGAGGAGAGCUACCGCGACAACCGCAUGGCGAUCCCCAAGGCGCCCGGGCUCGGCCUGCUGCUGGAGCACCCGGUGUUUGAGAACUACAACCGCCGCGCGACGGACAACCUGGGCCGCGCGGAGAUUGACUUUGGCCGGUACGAGGCGGAGAUGGGCGCGUUCAAGGACCGCGAGAUUUACCAGCGCAUCUUUGACGUCGAGGAGAAGGAAAAUACUUUCCACGCCUUCUUCAACCAGAUUGACCAGUUCAAGGCGAACCACUUCCUGUGGCUGACGGCAGGCGGUCUCAAGGUGGCCGAGAUUGCGAGGGAGGAGAGCGGCAAGGCGGAGGAGAGCCUGGACAAGCAGCUGGGCGACGAGGACGAGGAGGACCCCGACGGCGGCCAGGGCUAG
Cordyceps fumosorosea ARSEF 2679 is the source of this 1764-nucleotide messenger RNA. RefSeq names its product tRNA pseudouridine synthase. Gene Ontology annotation, molecular function: RNA binding; pseudouridine synthase activity. The record is from RefSeq and is a predicted model, not a curated record. Gene Ontology annotation, biological process: mRNA pseudouridine synthesis; tRNA pseudouridine synthesis. Gene Ontology annotation, cellular component: nucleus. Bases 1 to 1764 code for a protein of 587 amino acids. The transcript is spliced from 3 exons. NCBI's taxonomy places the organism in Eukaryota, Fungi, Ascomycota, Sordariomycetes, Hypocreales, Cordycipitaceae.